Messenger RNA from Morus notabilis, 2082 nucleotides. RefSeq names its product homeobox protein knotted-1-like 2. Gene Ontology annotation, molecular function: DNA binding; DNA-binding transcription factor activity, RNA polymerase II-specific. Gene Ontology annotation, cellular component: nucleus. The transcript has 6 exons. The coding region runs from base 339 to 1478 and encodes 379 amino acids. Gene Ontology annotation, biological process: regulation of DNA-templated transcription. The record is from RefSeq and is a predicted model, not a curated record. Lineage: Eukaryota; Viridiplantae; Streptophyta; Magnoliopsida; Rosales; Moraceae.
UGUAGUAGUAGACAGGAUAAAAAAAAUCAACAAUUCUAUAGUUGCCUUAUCUUUAGGCCUACUAGCCUUCAUUGCUUUAAAGGAAUUUUCAAAUAUUUCUUUUUUUCUCCCAACAAAGAAAGUCUUGUCAGCCAACCAAGACCACGAAGCCUUUGCCGGUUCCGGCCACCCCAGUACUACUCCGUCUCUCUCUCUCUCUCCUCCUUCUCUUCUUCUUUCUCUCACUACCUCCAUGUGAGGGAGAGAUCACUCUCACACCUUUCUCUCUUCACUAUUUUUCACUCACUUAUUAUUCUCCAACAUGCCUACCUAGCUAACUAGCCUUGUUUCUGCACCAUAUGGAGGAGUAUAAUCAGAUGGACGAGAACGCGGCUUCGAGAGGGAAUUUCUUGUAUGCGUCGCAGAGCAUCGGAGGAAAUUAUGGGAGAGCAAAUCACGAUCCGUUGCAGAUCAAUAGUACUACUACUUUUCAUCUCCAUCACCAGUCAAGCGGAGACCACUGUUUCCAGACGACGUCUGGGGCAGCAUCGAUAGUGAAGACCGAAGCCAGCACUUCUCACCAACACGUAGUCCAGAAGUUUCAUCACUAUCCUAGUCUAAUGAGUACUCGAGAUCAUCACCAUCAGACGGUUCACCAACAACCCCAUGACCAGACGCUGCCGGAAAAUGAUCGCUCCAAGGAAGUUGAAGCCAUUAAAUCCAAGAUCAUCGCUCACCCUCAGUACUCCAACCUCUUAGGAGCUUACAUGGACUGCCAAAAGGUCGGAGCUCCGCCUGAAGUGAUGGCUCGGCUAGCGGCUUCUCGGGAGGAUUUUGAGACACGUCAGCGAGCUUCGUUGAGUUCUAGAGAGAAUUCAAAGGACCCAGAACUCGAUCAAUUUAUGGAAGCGUACUACGACUUGCUGGUGAAGUAUCGUGAUGAGCUCACGAGGCCCAUUCAGGAAGCCAUGGAUUUCAUGCGAAGGAUCGAAACUCAGCUUAACAUGAUUAACAAUGGUCCUGUGCGGAUCUUCACUUCUGAUGACAAGUGUGAAGGUGUUGGCUCAUCGGAGGAGGACCAGGACAAUAGUGGGGGAGAAACAGAACUCCCAGAAAUAGACCCACGUGCUGAGGACAGAGAACUAAAGAAUCACCUUUUGAGGAAAUACAGUGGCUACUUAAGUGGCCUCAAGCAAGAGCUUUCCAAGAAAAAGAAGAAAGGCAAACUCCCCAAAGAUGCAAGGCAGAAGCUUCUCAGUUGGUGGGAGCUACACUACAAGUGGCCAUAUCCUUCGGAGACAGAGAAGGUGGCUUUGGCCGAAUCAACUGGUUUGGACCAGAAACAAAUAAACAACUGGUUCAUAAAUCAAAGGAAACGACACUGGAAACCUUCUGAAGAUAUGCAAUUCAUGGUGAUGGAUGGUCUGCACCCACAGAACGCAGCUCUCUACAUGGAUGGUCACUACUUGGGCGAUGGUCAUUACCGGCUUGGGCCAUAAUAUACUAAUAUGAGUUAUAUAUAUAUAUAUAUAUAUAACUCUUCUUAUGCUCGCAGGAACGGCACAGCUUGGAAUUAAUUUACUCCAAGUUAGUUAUAUUUACAUGUCCUGGAGGCAUAGCAACCGGCCUUUUUUCCAUUCUCCAGUCGUGGCUUCGUGAUUUUAAGUGCUAGAGUUGUGCAAUGUGUACAAUUCCAAUCCGAUUUUUUGUUUAUUUUCCUUUUUGGUUCUAGCUUGUUACAAUUUGUGCUUAGUAUACAUUUCUGCACCUUCACUAGCCUCUUCUUCAUGUUCUGGGGAUAUAUAUAUAUAUAUAUAUAUAUAUAUAGAUCAAAAUGGACUGCUGUAACCAGCGUUAAUGUGCCAUUUCCAUAAAGUUGGGAUAAUGUUUUUCUAAUUCGGUUAUCUAUGUGUGUAAGUAAUUAGAAAGACACAAGUCUUUGAGUACUGCGUUGUUCCGAAGUGUUUGAGUAGUUUAUAUAGGAGUGGAAUAUUGUGUAAUAAUUUUGAGCAUAUGUACUAUCUAUUGAUGUGGACUCUCAUAUAUGAAUGUCUCGAAAAUAAGGAUAUAUAAAGUGUUAAUUAAGUUCUUUUCUUUUUUAUU